AUGGAAAACGUCCUUCCGCGCACAGACGCUGGUGACUUCUGGAACGAAAAGUGGCUGAAGAUAGCCGAUCGGCUCUCCGAGCUGCUUGGCAGGUGCUUUAGCAUUCGCAGUGUCAGGGAAAGGCUUAACUUAAUCCUCCUGCGUUUUUCGGGUGAUCAGAAGAAGAAACUUGAGAGUUCCGGCAGAGAAGAGGAGCAGUCCGAGCUGGAGGACCUUCUGCAGCAAGCGACUGACAAUGCGGACGAGUGCGGCUACAUGCCACAGCCAUCAACCAUACGAAAGCUCGCUGAAUGCGACGGCAUUAAAAGAGCCAAAGGAAACUCGGUCGCCCGUUCGCCAGCAAAACGUCGCAUCGACGACAGGAAAGAAGAUGCCCUGGCAGCCUACGCGGAGUUUACAGUGGGGGACGGUGUUGAGCCCGGAAAUGCAACUGUGCGUGGGAGCCCCCUGAUGCCCACACUGGUGAAACCAGACGGGUGGCCAACACUCGUGUGUCUCUGCGAGGUCCACAGUGGCACGCUGAGGCAACAUAUGCCCUCAUUGAGGCCCGUUGUUAUCAGAACAUUGCAAUCGAGAACCGCCACCUUCAACUUGGAGAGGACCGGCUGCGAUUCGAGAUAAAGCGCCAUGAACAGGAAAUGAAGCUGAAAGAAAUGAAGCUUGA
Molecule: messenger RNA, 664 nt
Organism: Rhipicephalus microplus (southern cattle tick)
Lineage: Eukaryota; Metazoa; Arthropoda; Arachnida; Ixodida; Ixodidae
Source: RefSeq, a predicted model, not a curated record